Molecule: messenger RNA, 693 nt
Organism: Blepharisma stoltei
Lineage: Eukaryota; Ciliophora; Heterotrichea; Heterotrichida; Blepharismidae
Source: the annotation of a GenBank genome assembly
AUGGCAAUCUAUGCUCUAUUCUUAUUAUUUUCUUUAGUUUUUUCACAAGAAAAUCAUGAGCACACAGAGCCUGAAGAUAACACAGUGACCGAUAGAGCUGAGCUGAUGAAAGAGUGGAACGAGUAUAUGAAUGAUUUUGUCCCAGCAGAUAUGAUGACUUUUGAUCUGCCAGCAAGGGCUGAAGAAGACUUUAUCGAAACUAUCGAUAUCAUUCCUUCCUAUAUUAGAGGUGCUUACUUCAUAUCAAGCAGAGAAAGUAAGGAUGUGAAUUUUUACAUACUAGAUCCUUCAGGGAAACAGGUCUUCUUAAGAAUAGGGAAAGCUGAAGCCAUUUUCCACUUUGACGCAGCUGUGAAGGGCCAGUAUAUUUUUAGAUUCAAAAAUACAAAGAUGAUGCAGUCGCAUACAGUGACUUUUGCAGUUCAUUGUGGCAACUCUACAGAGGAUCCUCUGACUGCUGAACAUCUGACACCAUUAGAAAAAGACUUAUUGACUGUCCAAAGCUCGGUUAAGGACUUUCAAGUUGAUCAACAAUUUGCGACACUCAGGCAAGAGUCUCAUCAUAAAACGGUGGCUGCAUCAAAUAUAAAUUUGUUAAUUUUCAGUGUGGUUGAAAGCAUCUUUGUAGUUUUUGUCUCAUUUUGGCAAGCGUAUUAUAUCAAGAAGCUUUUAGAUAAUAGACGAGUUCUUUAG